This is a messenger RNA of Aphis gossypii (cotton aphid), 2831 nucleotides long. Its product is annotated as neuropeptide Y receptor type 2-like. Gene Ontology annotation, biological process: G protein-coupled receptor signaling pathway. The transcript is spliced from 8 exons. Gene Ontology annotation, cellular component: plasma membrane; neuron projection. The coding region runs from base 680 to 2050 and encodes 456 amino acids. Lineage: Eukaryota; Metazoa; Arthropoda; Insecta; Hemiptera; Aphididae. Gene Ontology annotation, molecular function: neuropeptide Y receptor activity; neuropeptide binding. The record is from RefSeq and is a predicted model, not a curated record.
GCGGCAGUGAAGACGAGUACGGCCACAACUCACGUCAGCCGCUCUCCGCCGUCUUCCGCGCGAAACAGUCCGCACACGCCACUGUCGUUUGUCGCACGCACUUUUACCAUCUCGUCAAGUCUGUCAGCCCGCACGCCGCGAGCGCACAAUAUUACACCCGAACCACCGGCGUAGAGAGGGGCAACUUUUUAUGGGAACCCGGUCCCACAUAUAUAGUACGGUACUCGUAUGCAGUCGCCACGUAAAGAUGCGACGGAUCGACUGAAAAUACGACAUCAAUAAAUGUUCCAGUAUUUUUCAUAAAGAAGUUGCAAAUAACACUCGAGAAAUUCACAUUCACAACUCGGAUGUGCGUACUGAAUCGAUGCACGACAUUCGGAUGACGGAUCGACCGGCCGGAGGCGUAUAAGAAACGCGUCGCCGAGAGACAGAUUCGUCGUCGGAAUGAUUGGCGAAACGGUCGUGGCGGUGAACGGGUGCGUAGAAAAAACGACUGGAAAUCGGCGGCGGCAGUAGAAGAAAAAACCGCGGUGCCAGGUUCGGAGACGACGGUCGCCUAGUAUAGAAUUGCGGAAAGGAAGAGAGAGAGAAGAAAUUUUCGUCGUCUACCGUCGCGUUAGGAUCUGUACGAAGAAAACCAAAGAGGCAGAAAAAAACGGUCGGCGGCUGACCGGCCGAAAUGGCCAACGGCAGCGGCGGUGGCGGGUUCGAGGCACUUCAAAACGUCGCCCCCAACGUGUUUCCGCCCAUAUACAUAUCGCCCGGACACGGGUCGAACGGCACGAACGCCGUUAACUAUAGUGAAGCCAUCGAACGAGAAUACGUCGAGGACUACGUGUUUCAGUCCGCUUUCUCGUUCGUCUAUCUGCUCAUAUUCACGUUGGGCGUGUUCGGAAACGUGCUCGUCGUGUACGUCGUGUGGGCCAACAAGCACAUGCGCACAGUCACCAACAUAUUCAUCGUCAACCUGGCCGUAUCCGACAUCAUGCUCUGCGGGCUGGCCGUGCCAUUUACACCACUCUACACCUUCACCGGCCAUUGGAUGUUUGGUGAGAUAUUCUGUCACAUAGUUCCAUACGCCCAGGGCACCAGCGUGUACACUUCCACGUUGACGCUGACGUCUAUCGCCAUCGAUCGGUUCUUCGUCAUCAUAUAUCCGUUCCAACCAAGGAUGACCAUAUGGACCACAGCACAAAUAAUCGCCACCAUAUGGAUAUUCUCUUUGGUAGCCACACUACCAUACGGCAUUUAUAUGGCCAACAAGGAGAUAUAUGGGAAAGAUUUUUGCGAAGAGACGUGGCCGCAAGAGACAUUUAGAAAGAUUUUCGGUGCUAUUACUGCCAUCUUACAGUUUGUUCUGCCAUUCCUAAUCAUAGCGUUUUGCUAUGUCCGAGUUUGGUUAAAACUUAACGACCGGGCCAGAUGCAAGCCAGGUACGUCAACGAAGAAUGCAAGGCGGGAAGAAGUGGAGCGUGAAAGAAAAAGCCGGACCAACAGGAUGUUGAUAGCCAUGGUGACUAUAUUCGGCGUGUCUUGGCUACCGCUGACCGCCAUCAAUCUGCUAAACGAUUUCUACCUGCAGACGGCCACGUGGAAACACUACUACCUAUUUUUCUUCUCCGCUCAUGCCGUUGCCAUGAGCUCCACUUGCUACAAUCCAUUCCUAUACGCUUGGCUGAACGAGAACUUUCGGAAAGAGUUCAAACAGGUGUUGCCUUGCUGGCGCAACGGUUCCGGAUACGGUGCAACCGGUGCUGACCUGGGACAGGGGCGCCGAGGCCGCGUCGGUGGUUACCGGUCCGAGCGGACGUGCAACGGCAACGACACGUGCCAGGAAACGCUGUUGCCAACGUCCAUUGUGCUGCCGUCCGGCCGAACCACCGCCACUACAGAUUGCACCGGACUCGAUCUCGUGGAUGGAUUAAUGAUGGGCGAUCAAGAGGACAAUCAGGAUGCAGUUGAAGUGAUGUUGGUCGCGUACACACGUGAGGACGGUAUUUCUGGUCGUUCUGGUAAUGUACAGCAGAACUCCAUUAAAACUCAAGUAUAAAUAUCUCAAUGAACAUAUAUCAAGACUCUAAUGAAGGUUCAAUACGAUUGCAAUUUCCGCCACAAACUACUUUACGCCUAGCCCAAAAAUAUAAGACUAAUAGUUGCCUAAGAAACAUUAUAUAGAUGUAAUUAAAAUGUUAAUACUAAAUUUAUUAUUCAUUAUUCUUAUUAAUUAUUGUAAUAAGUAUAGCGUUUGAAACUAUUAACUGUUCGUGUGUUAUGUAUAAAUGGAAAUAUAUUUCUAAUAAAACCUAUUUCUGCCAAUUUAUAAUACUGUUGUGUAUACAUAUAUAUAUAUAUUACUAUUAUUCUUCAUACCUAAUAAUGUGUUUGGUAAAUUAAAAUGUUAAUAACUUUACUAUAGUUAUGUGCUUUUAAAAUAUUCAUAGUUUUAGAAUUAAGAUCUAACAUUGUUCAAAUGUAUUUGUAAAAAUAUAAUGUAUAAUAUUACAAUAAUAUUAUAUUCCUAUAGUGUAAUAAGAUAAAAAAAAAUUAAAUUGUAACUAUAAUAUGUUUAAACUUAAGAAUAAUUAUAAGUAAAAAAUUAAUUGUUGUAGUAUAAUGUGAUUGAACUUUUGUUUUAUAUUUAAUAAUUUUUGUUACCUAAUAUGUUUGUGCCAUGCAAUUCAUGUAUUGAGCCCACAUGUUUUGUGUCGUACAAACUAUUGUUGAUUAGUAUAAUUUAUAUUUAUCCUCCGCCUUUUUUUUUUCAAGCACGGCAAUGUAACCAUGUUUUUUUUUAUAUAAACAAAAUAAAAUGUUGUUUUAAAUUCACCAAA